UUUGUCAUCGCAAGACUAGGAUCACCGACACAUACAUCGUAUCUUAUUCUCCUGACUUGACUGCUUUAGCUUCAUUCUCAGUAUCAACAUUCUCUUUUCUCUUCUAUAUUGUCGCCCGCAGCGGGCUCGCGACUUUGAAACGGUAACGCCUCGCUCAUUCAUCCUAUCUAGCUCGUCCAAGAGUCCAUAAUCUCAUGGAGUUCCCCACCAUGAACAACUUCUGGGAUCUAUCGCAAACUCCAUCUCAGUUCUCUCAGCUUGGCGAUAACGACUUUCUAGCUCUCCUUCAAAAACAAUACCCCAAUACAGUUCCGGACACCAAUGCCACUGACGUUGGCGCCGUAAACCCCCAGAACAUACAGAAUCCUCCUUUGCCAAGUCUUACGCCGCCCUCUGACGAUAGCAGCCCAAGUCCACCAAGUAUUAAUCAUCCACGCUCAAGGCACCAGUCUACUUACUCCCGUGGCAAUGAGAAUGAGGAGUUCGCGCUCAAGCGCAAAGCAAGCGAUGACGACAUGGAGGAGGGUCCAAGUUCAAAGAAUCAACACACUGAUGAUGACCCGAGCAGCAUAAGGAAAGGCUCAGUAUCCAGACGAAAGUCGGGAGGGUCUCAGGAUGACACACGGCUCCUCAAGCGAAAGGAACAAAAUCGUGCUGCUCAACGCGCUUUCCGGGAACGAAAGGAAAAGCAUGUCAAGGAUUUGGAGGAUAAAGUAGCCGCUCUCGAAGCAAAGAAUAAGGACGCGCUGAGUGAAAAUUCUAAUUUACGAGAUCUUCUCGCACGCCUUCAGGAGGAGAACCUUGCUCUCAAGCAAGCUCAAUUCACAUUCUCAAUUCCGAAACCAAUCGAUCAUUCACAGGCUUCUUCAUCAGCAUCACCUCCCACCUACUACACCCCGCCCCCCCCUGCUCCCCGCUCCUCCCCUAAGCCAUUUAGCGACAUUGAUUGGAGUUCAUUGACAACGUUUGAUCCCACGUUGCUCAACGCAAUGGAUGAAAUCCCUUCAGGUCCAAUGCAAGUUGAUUCUUCGACUUCGCCAUAUGGCCAAUAUGCCUUGCCAGCUCCCAACCAGUACAAGACUCUCGCCACUAAUACAUUCUUCAUGUCGUUUGCCGACACCGAUCCCAAUUCGUUCAAUAAUGGUCCUCCCAGCAAUGAAAUCGUUAAUGACACUUCUAACGGUUUGAAUCAAUUCCCGUUCAAUUUCCCCUCAUCUUCGAAUUCCUGGAACAGCACAAGAAAUGGCCAAUCCACAGCAGAAUUCUCACAAUCUGCAGGUCAUUCCGACUAUAUGCAAAACCACACCCUAGACGAGCUUUUCGGCGGGACGUUCAUGAACGGCCAAGGACCCGUUGACUUCAGCACACUAAUGAAGAGUCCUCCCGCACCCACUAUAAGUCCCGUGACACACGCAAACGGGAACGGGAACGGGCAAUCACCACCCAGUAGCAUAUCCUCACAGAACUCCGUGGCUUCCCCCCUUUCCGCACAUCCCUUGUCAUCAUCACCAUCGUCGGCUAGCACGUCAAAUGGUCAAAGUCCAUUCAGCUGGACGAUGUCCCGUCAAGACGCCGAAAGUCCACCCUCGGCUUCCGAAUCGGCAUCUAAUGUAAAUCCCGGAGUGCCUAUGCCACAUUAUACAAGAGAGGAUGUUGCCAAGCAUAUAGUUGCAUCCGGUGACUCACCGUUUACGAGUCCACCAUUCACACAGUCAGUGGUGCGCAAGACAAGUGAUUUCUCCCAAGGUGGGAAUAUAAUCUCUUGCGAGGGCUCACAAUUCCCGAAGACGAAAGAGAGUCCGGCGAAUGUCGAAGUUCUGAAAGCGUGGCGGACAAUUACGUCACAUCCUCAGUUUAAGGACGCCGAUGUCAACCACCUAUGUACGGAGUUCACGAAGAAGGCACGAUGUGACGGGACAAAGGUUGUUUUAGAGCCAGAGGGUGUGCAUCAUAUCUUGGAGACGUUCAAAGCAAAGUCGUUGGCCGAGCAGCAACAACAGCAGCAGCAGCAGCAGCAGCAAACGUCUCCCAGUUCAUCGAACUAG
Molecule: messenger RNA, 2045 nt
Organism: Suillus subalutaceus
Lineage: Eukaryota; Fungi; Basidiomycota; Agaricomycetes; Boletales; Suillaceae
Exons: 6
Coding region: 195-2045 (616 amino acids)
Cellular component (GO): RNA polymerase II transcription regulator complex
Molecular function (GO): transcription cis-regulatory region binding; DNA-binding transcription activator activity, RNA polymerase II-specific
Source: RefSeq, a predicted model, not a curated record